CAUAAGGAUGAUCUUUGCGCCACUGCUUUCUUUCUUCAGCCAGGCGCGCCCUAGAAAUGCCGGACAUUGUUGGUGAUUUCUGUUAAGCGUUCCCGUCGCGUGUAUUCGUCUGCGGGAAUUUCCGCUAACCGCCAGCGUUUUGGCGGUACCUCCCUUUCCGCCUUCGACGACAGACCACCCUGUCCCCACUGCUCUUCAGGUCAGUUCCACAUCAUCCCACCAUGCUCAACCAACACCCUUACCCCUCCAUACACAUCCACCUACCCUCCCUCAAUCCAGACAUUAUCCUAUCCUGCUCCAGAUUCAUACAACAUCUCCUUCAAAUUUUCCCGCAUUAACCUGACUCCGCCACCCAUCCUGAUGCCAGAGGAGUCUUCCUUGAAGCGAUCACGUUCACCAGAGCCCGAAGCACUGCACUCUAAUAAGCGCCAGAUUAUUUCGGGCAGUUCCAGGGAGGGAGCCCAUGAGGGAAAGACAUACACUCAUACCUCCGCUCCCGCGAAAAACGAGUCAUCGACCACUGAUUCGAAGAUGAAUGAUGCAAACUCUGAACCCAAACCCACACAAGCAACUGGAAAAGAUGCGCUCCCUGCACCCGUUCAAAGUGCUCAACCAGCUGCACCACCUGUUCCCUCUCAACAAAUACAUCUCCGUUGCUUGAUCGUCACUCAAGAUGCCUCCAUAAUCAUUGGAAAAGGUGGCUCGCACGUCAACGAGAUUCGGGAGAAAUCUGGCGCACGAGUCAUGGUCUCUGAGAGUAUUCCUGGAAAUCCCGAACGAAUCCUAAACGUCAGUGGUCCAUUGGAUGCUGUGUCCAAAGCAUUCGGACUCAUCGUGCGACGAAUCAAUGAUGAGCCAUUCGAUGUGCCCUCAGUUCCUGGAAGUCGCGCUGUUACCAUCAAAUUUAUCAUCCCCAAUUCGCGCAUGGGUUCAGUCAUUGGAAAGGGGGGUUCCAAGAUUAGGGAAAUACAAGAGGCUAGUGGUGCAAAGCUCAAUGCGAGCGAAGGGAUGCUCCCCGGUUCGACUGAGCGCGUUCUCAGUGUGUCCGGUGUUGCGGAUGCUAUACACAUUGCCACGUAUUAUGUUGGCAACAUUCUGAUCGAAGCUGGUGCCCUUGCUCCUUCAUCCUCCAAUAACUCAUACCGCCCCUCCGCCUCAUCCAGAGGUCCUCGCUCUACCGCGUCUUCCUCACAAUAUGGUUACGGAUCCUCUAUUGUCAAUCCCGUUGAUCCUUCCAUGGCACCACAAACUCAGCAAAUUUUUAUCCCGAACGACCUUGUGGGCUGUAUCAUUGGCAAGGGUGGAAGCAAGAUCAACGAGAUUCGUAGCAUGAGCGCCAGUCAGAUAAAGAUCAUGGAGCCUGGGGUCACACCUGCGGGGACUCCUGGCCCACCAUCAAAUGAGCGGUUGGUAAUUAUCACAGGUGCACCGGCCAAUGUAAACAUGGCGGUGCAGCUGCUUUAUCAUCGUCUAGAGACAGAGCGCCAGAGACUUGCGGCACAGGCAGCACAAGCUGGUGCUACUGCAGCCACUUCAAGCACUUGAUUGUCGACUGAAUCAGUUUUCUUUUGUGGCGGUUUGCAGUCAUUCCGAACCCCCCACCCCUUUGAGCGUCUCUCUCCAAAUCACUUCCCCGUCCCCUCCCCCCUCCCGACGCCUCAAUUUUUUGUUCCAGUCUGCUGCAUGUAAAUAAGCCUCUUUCGUUGCAAAUCUUAUUCAAAUUACCCGUUCCUCAA
Molecule: messenger RNA, 1736 nt
Organism: Cantharellus anzutake
Lineage: Eukaryota; Fungi; Basidiomycota; Agaricomycetes; Cantharellales; Hydnaceae
Exons: 4
Coding region: 361-1545 (394 amino acids)
Biological process (GO): regulation of gene expression; regulation of RNA metabolic process
Cellular component (GO): nucleus; cytoplasm
Molecular function (GO): mRNA binding
Source: RefSeq, a predicted model, not a curated record